AUGCCUGAGGAGAAGUUAUUAGCGACAUCACAAUGUAUAAACCAUACCUAUGAGGAAACUUACAAGGAGGAAGAUGAAUUCGUCUGUAGAUUGAUAAUUACUCAUGAAAAUAAUGGUAUUGUCAAAGACGAAGAGCAUGUAGGAAGAGCAAAAUCAAAGAAAGAUGCAAAGCACGAUGCUGCUUCCCGAGCUCUUAGGAAAAGUAACAUUCUUCUUAAUUCUUCUGCUAAAGAUUUAGCUUGUGCAGAUGGAUCAUAUGCUUGUAUUGGAAACCAGACUGGUUAUGUUCUUAUUAUUAACUUUAGAAAAGAUAGAGACUGGGCAGACAAAGACGAAGAAAAUAUAAUUGAAUUAAUGAGCGGUAUAUUGAAAUUUGAAUAUUCGGUUGUGGCAGACCCAACAAAGGCGGAGCUGGUCAAUAUUCUAGAAAAUAUUUCAAGCAAUUUAAAUGGGAAUUAUAAAUCGUAUUAUUGUUUUAUGGUAUUUUUGAUGGCUCAUGGUAGUCAGUUUGGAGUCAUAACUGCUGAUAAAGGUAAAAAGAAGAUAACUAUUUCUGUGGAUGAAAUAAUGGAAUUGUUUAAAAAUGAUAAAAUACCAAAUUUUGUAGGUAAACCUAAAAUGUUCUUCAUCCAAAGCUGUAGGGGAAAAUCAAUCCAGGAUACUUUCGUUCAGCCAGAUGAUGACGACGAUGACACGGUAGAGAGAAUAUCAGCACCAACUGAUGCAGACAUUCUUAUUGCUUAUGCAACUACUGAAGGUUAUAAAGCUUUUCGACACAAGAAUUUUGGUUCUAUCUUUAUCUAUGAAUGUAUAAAGAAGUUCAAGGAACAAUAUAGUAAGACACAUCUAGAAGAAAUGAUGAUUGAUGUCAAAGCAGCACUUGCGCUAGGCUCUGUAGAUAAGACAAAGAAGCAUGUACAAAUGCCUUGCACAUGGAGCACCCUUACAAAAAGAUUUUUCUUUGUACCCACUGAGUCAUAACCUAGAAAAAUGCUUGUAACUAAUUUAAUUGAUUAAAAUAUUUGUCUUUUUACGUAAGGACAAGGUUCGCUUUUGCCAAAAUGUAACCUUGAAUUAAAGGUUUUUCGUAAAAUAUAGAAAAAAAAAAA
Molecule: messenger RNA, 1109 nt
Organism: Mytilus californianus (California mussel)
Lineage: Eukaryota; Metazoa; Mollusca; Bivalvia; Mytilida; Mytilidae
Product: caspase-3-like
Exons: 7
Coding region: 1-981 (326 amino acids)
Biological process (GO): proteolysis
Molecular function (GO): cysteine-type endopeptidase activity
Source: RefSeq, a predicted model, not a curated record